AACACUGUUCUGUGUCUAUAAGUAUCCCUCUUCUUCUUCCUUCUUCUCUCGCAUAAAACCUUCCCACGUUUCUCUAUUGUGUAUUUGGCGCAUAGUGCAUUGUUUGGCCCAUUAAUUAAUCAAGGAAGCUCCACCUUCUGGCUUCUUCUGCUGUGCCAACUGUGCAUCUGUGUGUUGUUUCUUUCACAAACUCGCACCGGCCGCAAAGCCAGAAUGGGAAACCUCUUCUGGCCUGGCAUUGUUGCAGCACUUGUUUUUGGCUUCUGGGUUGAUGCUUUUUCAGCCUUUCAAUAUCACUACUUCAAUGAAACCGAGUUCUCUUUGUUGGAGGCUCGAGAACAACCAUAUUCGUCCCUCAUUGGGAGGUCUCCUCUUAUGGUAGGACUCACACUCAUUCCAAGUGCUGCUGCUAAAGGAGCAGUUUGCUUGGAUGGAACAUUGCCUGGCUAUCAUUUACAUCGGGGAUAUGGAUCAGGAGCUAACAGCUGGAUUGUUAAUUUAGAGGGAGGUGGGUGGUGUAAUGACGUUAAAUCAUGUGUUUAUCGCAAGAAAACACGGCGUGGAUCAUCAAGAUUCAUGGAGAAACAGAUACCAUUUACAGGAAUAUUAAGCAAUAGUGCUGAAGAUAAUCCAGAUUUUUUCAACUGGAACAGAGUGAAAAUUCGUUAUUGUGAUGGUGCAUCGUUUGCCGGGGAUAGUGAACAUCAGGCUGCUCAACUACAAUUUAGAGGACAACGUAUAUGGUUGGCUGCAGUGGAAGAUUUGAUGUCAAAGGGAAUGAGAUUUGCCAAGCAGGCUAUGCUUUCUGGAUGCUCCGCUGGUGGUCUGGCUACGAUUAUACACUGUGAUGAAUUUCGAGGGUUUUUCCCACACACUACCAAAGUGAAGUGUCUCAGUGAUGCAGGGUUAUUUCUUGAUGCGAUUGACGUGUCUAGGGGACAUAGCAUCAGGAAUCUUUUCAGUGGUGUCGUAGAGCUGCAGGGAGUGCAGAAGAAUCUACCUCGCACUUGUACUAAUCACCUCGAUCCCACUUCGUGCUUCUUCCCUCAGAACUUGAUUGCCAAUAUUAGAACCCCGCUAUUCAUUCUUAAUACCGCUUAUGACUCAUGGCAGAUACAAUCAAGCUUAGCUCCUUCAUCGGCUGAUCCCCGUGGCUAUUGGCAUGAUUGUAGAUUAAAUCAUGCUAAAUGUACUGCUUCACAAAUCCAAUAUUUGCAAGGAUUCAGGAAUCAAAUGCUGAAUGGUAUUAAAAGCUUCUCAAGAUCAUAUCAGAAUGGAUUAUUCAUAAAUUCAUGUUUUGCUCACUGCCAAUCUGAGAGGCAGGAUACAUGGUUUGCAGACAAUUCUCCUGUCAUUGGGAACAAGGCAAUUGCUCUGGCUGUUGGAGACUGGUAUUUCGACCGAGCAGUUGUUAAGGCCAUUGAUUGCCCUUACCCUUGUGAUAAUACGUGCCACCAUCUUGUCUUCAGAUGAGCCAAAUUUCAUCAAUGGUCACGAUUUCGUUAGUCUCAUUCCUUUGGACCUUAUUACACUCGAUUAGGAAUAUGCUAUUGAAUUAUGAGGAAUGCAAGUAAGAACACACUUUUGGACACAUUUUGUUAACACAUCUUAUUAUUGGGUGAAUUUCAUGCAAGACUUACACAAUUAUGUAAGUCUCAUUCUCUGUUUCAUGGGAAUUGUAUGACAUUCACCAAAUAAUAGCGUGUUAAGAGAAAUAGGUCAAAAGGUGAGCACAUUUCUCGUUUAUUUAUCAUCAAGGCCAAUAAAAGAAAAUGGUUGUUUGAAGUGCAAAUUCAAUAAGCCUUUUCCAUGAUUUAGAAAUUGGUGGAAGUAGUUUUCGUGUAUAGAUUAAUUAGUUGAGAAAGCUGAGGCAAACGCCUUUAGUUUUUUGCAAAGAUUGGCAGAAGUAAGGAACUAUCAGACUAUAUAUAUGCACUGUAAUACAGUAAGCGAGUAAGCAUUGACGGAGGUUGAAUGAGAUAAUCUCAAUCUCAUAUUUUCCUUUCAGUUUGAAUGAAAAUUUCGUCAUUAUUUCCCUUUUA
This is a messenger RNA of Vigna angularis (adzuki bean), 2042 nucleotides long. RefSeq names its product pectin acetylesterase 12. NCBI's taxonomy places the organism in Eukaryota, Viridiplantae, Streptophyta, Magnoliopsida, Fabales, Fabaceae. The coding region runs from base 214 to 1473 and encodes 419 amino acids. Gene Ontology annotation, cellular component: plant-type cell wall. Gene Ontology annotation, molecular function: pectin acetylesterase activity. Gene Ontology annotation, biological process: cell wall organization. The transcript is spliced from 12 exons. The record is from RefSeq and is a predicted model, not a curated record.